GUAUUGCUUCUUAGUAACACAGUGCAACCAAGCAGCUACUUGUGUUCUGUGUGAUACAUUUCUCUUUAUUUUGAGAUGGCAGGUGAGUAUGAUCGCAGCAGUUACGGAAGGUCAGGCACAGGCAGUGACGAAGGCGGGUACAACAAGACCAGCGAGGAAGACUAUGGCCGCAGCAGCGAUGAAUACGGCCAUGGUACCGGUGGUUUCAACAAAUCCAGCAACGACACCAACACGGACGACUACAGUAGCAGUGGCGACUACAACAAGUCCAGCACUGACAAUUUCACUGGCGGCUUGAACAAAUCUAGCACUGAUGACUACACUGGCGGUGGCAGCUACAACAAAACUGGUGCCGACGACUACAGUGCCGGUGGCAGCUACAACAAGUCCAGCACCGACGAUUUCAGUGGCGGCCACAACAAGUCUAGCACGGACGACUAUGAUGGUGGCUACAAGAACUCCAGCGCCGAUGCCGGCUAUGGCGAAGGCGGUUACAAGAAACCAAGCACCGAGGACUCCUCCGCGUACAACAAAUCAAGCAUCGAGGAGGACUACAGCAGCGGCAAGAACACCCCCAACACUGAUGACUACGACGGCAGUGGCUACAACAAGUCCAGCACUGAUGACGACUAUGAUGGCUAUAAGAAGCCCAGCGCCGACGAGUACAGUGGUGGCUACAGCAAGUCCGGCGCCGAUGGGUAUGCCACUGGUGCAGGCAAGACCGGCUCUGAUGAUUACUAGACAAAAUCGCCGUGAAAGUGAGUGUGUUUGCGAUGCUAAAUACUCCCUCCGUAAACUAAUAUAAGAGCGUUUAGAUCACUAUUUUAGUGUUCUAAACACUCUUAUAUUAGUUUACAGAGGGAGUACGUAUGUAUGUGUGGUUGCUACUGCUACUGGUCCUUGCUAAAUGAUUUAGCAUUUGUAUUCUUACUCUUUUCUUUAUGGUAGGGUUCGUUUAUAUGUAUACUGAUGUGAUCCCAUCAUAGAGCCGCGGCUGUUGAGAUGAGUGUGUAUAUGUACCCGUGUAUAGCAGUCUUGCUGUCCAUCUAUGCGCCUGUACGAAUGCGUAAUACACUUUAUCAUGUCUGUAGCUGGA
Messenger RNA from Triticum dicoccoides, 1096 nucleotides. Its product is annotated as stress protein DDR48-like. Bases 76 to 741 code for a protein of 221 amino acids. Lineage: Eukaryota; Viridiplantae; Streptophyta; Magnoliopsida; Poales; Poaceae. The record is from RefSeq and is a predicted model, not a curated record. The transcript has a single exon.